AUGUCAGAAAACCGCUACACUCAUGUUCCUUACCUAACGGGAGUCACCGACUAUGAAUUGCUGAUAAGGACACAAGAAAAUGAGAUGUUUGGAACAGAAGAAGGUAUACAGAAUUUGAAUGAUAACUUUGAUGGCUAUGUUGCUCAUGAGCUUCGAUUUCCAACCAGAGAAGAGCAAUUGAAUGUAUCAGCACAGAUUCGACAGUUUUACUAUGGAGACAGUGAGAUAACACUAGAAUUAAAUGACACAACAGCAACUAUGAUAUCAGAUCUUAUGAUUGUGGAAGCAGUAGACACCACUGUACGAAACAUGAGUAGGGAUUCUUCAGAACCUGUUUACUAUUAUCAGUUUUCCUUCAGUGGACCUCUCAAUGCAUAUCCUGAUUUCCCAGGUGCUUCCCAUGGUGAUGACAGAAGAUACAUGAGUUACUAUACAUCACUAGAAACAGAUUCUGCUGGAUACAGAAUCGCAAUGCAGUUGUUACAACUGUGGACAAAUUUUGUGAAAUAUAGUGAUCCAAUUCCAUAUGACACUGAUGAAUUACUUACAGAAGACUGGAAACAAUAUGAGGCAGACAGCACAAAUUAUCUAGGAAUAGGCUCCACUCUUGAAGCAGGUACAGGGCUCAACAAGGAACGGAUGGAUUUCUGGCACAGUGUGAUGCCAUAAGUUAGUUAGUGAUAUUACAAAAUCUGAUAAGCAACCUGUAUACCUUAAUUUGCAUUGAAAAAUCAUAUCACAAAAACUGUUAAAGAAUAUACCUCAAA
Messenger RNA from Schistocerca piceifrons (Central American locust), 767 nucleotides. RefSeq names its product esterase E4-like. Lineage: Eukaryota; Metazoa; Arthropoda; Insecta; Orthoptera; Acrididae. The transcript is spliced from 5 exons. The record is from RefSeq and is a predicted model, not a curated record. The coding region runs from base 1 to 669 and encodes 222 amino acids.